AUCCAGUCCCAACUGGGGACGCUCGUCCCUUUGCGGAGCCCCGCGAUGAGUGAUUCCCCGAAGAUGAUCGACAUGAAGCUUCAAGAAUUGUUCCCUCAGGAAGAGUCUUUUUCCUCCCGGGCGUUCGUAGCCUGCAAUUUGCUCGAAUGGUGGUGACCUAGGUGUCCGCGAGGGAGAACCUUCACCCUCGACGCGGGUCCCUUUGUCAUAGUAUAAGAGAUGGCUUUGUAACGGUGAAUUGGGGGUGUACUCGCACGUCUGCAGCUCCAAUCGGGACAAUGUGGUUAAUUCAAACGCUCAUCGUUACUUGUUCCUUGCUUGCUCAAUCUGUGUAUGGAUCGCCUGUAGUCGAACGGCAUACAUCGCACAGCGACAAUCUCAAGGUCAAGACGAACCUCUUCUCCGUGCAGGGUGCCAUCUUCCCAAACGAGGCCCAGGUCCGCUUCUUUGGCAAUAUCCCAUACGCAGAGCCACCUGUUGGGAAUUUACGCUUCAGGCCACCAGUCUCUGCGAAGCCUCGAGAUGAGAUCAUCAACGGAACUUGGUUCGGGCCUUCGUGCAUACAGUACAGCUCCGGGGCUAAGACUGUAUACUCGGAGUACUUGACUGGAUUCCUACUAUCGCCAGGCCAGUCUACGAGCGAAGACUGCCUGACAUUGAACGUAUGGGCUCCCCUUAGAAGCAAAGAGGGUGACAAGCUGCCGGUUAUGAUAUGGGUGCAUGGCGGUGGAUUUACUUCAGGCGGAGCAGCGUCGCAGUACAAGUACGGCGACAGAAUCGUGAGGGAUCAGAAUGUCAUCGUGGUCGCGAUCAACUACCGUCUGAACAUCUUUGGAUUUCCCAAGGCUGCAGCCCUCGAUGGCCAUAACAUGAAUCCAGGAUUGCUAGACCAGCGGAAGGCCGUGGAAUGGGUGUACGAGAACAUCCACGCAUUUGGAGGUGAUGCUGGGAAGAUGACACUAUUUGGACAAUCCGCAGGAUCCAUGUCCGUGGAUGCAUACACCUAUGCUUAUCCGUUUGAUCCCCUCGUAAGAGGCUUUAUCGCGCAGUCUGGAACCGUCGGCACCUCAUCGUACACCUUUGACCCUACGGGCAGCAACUUCACCUACGUUGCCUCUCAGCUAGGCUGUAAUACCGCUGCUUCCAAAGACAAAGUUUUCUCAUGUGUGCAAUCCAAACCCGCAACGGACAUCAUCAGCAUUUACAACAAGUAUAAUGCUACGCUCAACAAUGGGCGAUCACUAUCCUUCGGCCCGACCGCCGACGACGAAGUCAUCUUCUCAAACUACACUGAUCGCCAGCAACGCGGGUUAUUCGCACAGCUUCCCACGGUCUACAGCAGCAAUAAUGCCGAAGGCUCUUCCCUCCUCGCAUACACACCUGAUGGCCCUCCAGGCGGCCAAGCUGCCAUUGAUGCCUUUACCAAGAGCUUCGGCACGUGCUCCACCGCCAAUGGCGCGUUGGCUCGCAAAAACAAGGGUGUUCACGUAUGGCGCAUACGAUACUUUGGCCAGUGGCCGAAUCUCAAUCCAUUUAACUGGCUAGGCGCAUACCACAGUGCUGAUAUACCGAUGGUAUUUGGGACCAGUGACCUUCGGGGCCCAGACACUGAGCUGGAGAAGGCAACGAGCAAAUACUACCAAGAUGCCUGGAUAGCCUUCGCUAAGGAUCCUGUAAACGGACUAGUGAAGUAUGGGUGGCCAAAGUAUGACCCAAACGCGGAGACGUUGGUCAAGUUGGGGAAUGGGACCGCAAAGGCAGUAUUUGCCAAGGGCAACCUCUUUGAUGCUGGUUGCUGACCAUCACUACUGGCCUCUCGUAAAUGAUCAAUCUUUUGGCUUACACCUUCUUCAC
Messenger RNA from Paraphaeosphaeria sporulosa, 1854 nucleotides. Its product is annotated as alpha/beta-hydrolase. The record is from RefSeq and is a predicted model, not a curated record. Bases 279 to 1799 code for a protein of 506 amino acids. The transcript has 3 exons. NCBI's taxonomy places the organism in Eukaryota, Fungi, Ascomycota, Dothideomycetes, Pleosporales, Didymosphaeriaceae.